Molecule: messenger RNA, 2099 nt
Organism: Pseudoliparis swirei
Lineage: Eukaryota; Metazoa; Chordata; Actinopteri; Perciformes; Liparidae
Gene: phf13
Product: PHD finger protein 13
Exons: 5
Coding region: 295-1182 (295 amino acids)
Source: RefSeq, a predicted model, not a curated record
GUUGACCGGGAGGCAGCUGCUCGGUGACAGCCCGGAGUGAACCGCUACCGUUACACGGUGUCCCGGGGAACCGACGCCAACACCGGAGUAGCCGUUACCGUUUAACGGGAGGUCCGCUCUGCCGCUCCCAGGACAUCGGGUGACGUCAUCGGCAGCGGUGUCGCGCUUCGAGCAGAAGAAGAAGAAGCGGCUCGUUAGCCGAGAUGCUGCGUGGCUAGCGAGCAGCUAGCUCGGUAGCUCCGUGUUUGUGGCCGCGGGCCGCAGCGACCCGGCGCGGGGCGACGUGGCGCGGGGAUGGGCGACGUGGACCCGUCGACACCCCGGGCGUUCCCGUCGGAGGGCUUCAGGAGGAGGACCGUGGAGGACUUCAACCAGUUCUGCACCUUCGUGUUGGCGUACGCCGGCUACACCCCGCUCCCCCAGCAGGGCUCUCCGCUGCGCAGUAGUUCCAGUCCUCCCAACAGUACCGGCAGCACAGCUGACAGUGACGGCUGGACCCCCGGGCCGCCGCCCUCCGGCCCCCAGCGCCCCCCCCCGGCCCCCCAGCCCGGAGCGCCGCCGCCCGGUCGCAGCCGGAAGGACCACGCCGUCCCCACGCUGCACCCGGACGACCGCCGAAGAGCUGACAAGCUGAAGAGGAGGAGGAGGAGGAGGAGGCAGGAGCGGGAGGCAGGUGGGCUUCAGCCGGCCCCGGAGCUGCAGUACCCCCCCGUCUCCACUGGCGGCCGGACGAUCAAGGAAGAGCCCGAGGAUCAUGUCAGCAUUCCUCUGCGCCCCCAGAACCGGCCCGGCCCCGCCCCCUGCAAGGAGGAGCCCGAGAAUGAGCGUCAGAACCGGGGCGGUCCAGACGCGGAGAACCACCCCGGGAACCGGACGGUGUUCCGCCAGGGGAAGCAGGUGGUGUUCCGGGACGAGGACGGCUCGGCGGAGGACGAGGACAUCAUGGUGGACUCGGACGACGACUCGUGGGACCUGGUGACGUGUUUCUGCAGGAAGCCGUUCGCCGGCCGCGCCAUGAUCGAGUGCCACCGCUGCAGCACCUGGGUCCACCUGUCCUGCGCCAAGAUCCGCAAGAGCCACGUCCCCGAGUCCUACGCCUGCCAGGGCUGCCGGGGCGGGGCGCCGCGCGCACGCCGCUCGCACCGCUCACGGGUCGGCCCGCGCAAGCACCUGCUGGACUGACCCCUGACCCUGACCCCUGGACCCUGGACCCUUCCUCAAAUUCAGGUCUUGGUCUUCAGGCUCCGCCUGAACUCUCUCAUAGACUCCGUGGGGGACCGGCCCCCCGCUCGUGUUCCCGGGGGUCAUCUUAGGUUCACUCCGGUUGGUUCCUGCUUCCUCAGACUGCGUAAGCCAAUCAGUGACGACAUCGGUCUGUAAGCCAAUCAGUGACGACGUCGGUCUGUAAGCCAAUCAGUGACGAGCCUCGACGUCCUCUCUACUCAACACUGGAAACAUUUGAACUGCCAUAAAGAGAGAAGUCCCACCAAGGUGCAUGCUGGGACUUGUGGAAAAGACAGUUUGCACUUUCCUCACUAAUUAUUGUUAUUGUUACUUCUUUAAGAGCCCAUAUGACUUCUAUCCUAGGACAAGUUUGUCUUCCUGAUAACUAAACGUCUGUUGGAGAACCUGAUGAGACCUGAGGCUGCAGCGCGUCGACGUGAUGAAGCCAGAGGCCAGAGGCCAGAGGCCAGAGGCCAGAGGCCAGAGGCCAGAGGCCAGAGGCCAGAGGCCAGAGGCCAGAAGCCAGAACAACUGAACUAGCGCUCGUCCCUCUUUCUGCCACAGAAGCUUUUCAGAUGGUUGAAAGUUCUUAUUCAACAACGUGUGUGGCCAUAAGGGGGGCGGGGCCAUAAGGGGGGCGGGUCCAGACUUUAGACCUGAACCGGACCUCAGGAUGUGAAUCAUGUUCUGACCCAGAGACGCUCCUUCAGGCUCGUGUGUCGUCGUGUUCUGGGUCUUGAGGACUUUGUGUAUUUAAUGUUGGCUCGUUGUGAUGCAGCUGGGGUUCUCCUGGGUUCUCCUGGGUUCUCCUCCUGGAGAGCGUCUGUGGUGCAAACUGUUUCUGUGAAACUUGUAAAUAAAGAGUUUCCCUUUUA